Messenger RNA from Arabis nemorensis, 768 nucleotides. The record is from the annotation of a GenBank genome assembly. NCBI's taxonomy places the organism in Eukaryota, Viridiplantae, Streptophyta, Magnoliopsida, Brassicales, Brassicaceae.
AUGGCUGGGGAAGAAGCUAAGAUAAUGGUUGAAGAAGAAGCUAAGGGUUUGGAUUACAUACCUGAGGUGAUACUGAAGAAGAGGAAGAACAGAGAUGAGCUUGCUUUUAUCAGAAAGAAGCAACUAGAGUUGGGAAAUUUCAUCAAGAAGAAAAAGAAAGUUGCUGAUAUCAAACGGCCUGAAGAUUUCGUGCUAGAGUUCAGGGCUAAGGAAUUAGAUCUUAUCCGGAUGAAGCAGAGAGUAAAGAGGCCAAAGUCAACUCCUCCACCAGUAAAAUCAAACCUCGUUUUCAUCGUUCGCAUACAAGGCAAGAAUGAUAUGUGCCCAAAGACCAAGAAGAUUCUUAACAGUUUGCGACUAAGGAGCACCUUUACUGGUGUAUUUGCCAAAGCAACUGAUGGUUUGUUCGAAAAGCUUCUGAAAGUUCAGCCUUACGUCACUUAUGGUUACCCGAAUGAAAAGAGUGUUAAGGACCUCAUAUACAAAAAGGGUUACACAAUAAUAGAGGGGAAUCCUGUUCCUCUUACCGACAACAACAUAAUCGAACAGGCUCUAGGAGAACACAAAAUGUUUGGCAUAGAAGACCUAGUGAAUGAGGUAGCAAGGGUGGGUGAUCAUUUCAGAGAAGUUAUGAGAUUCUUGGGACCCAUGAAACUCAACAAACCGGAGGCCGGUGUUUUGCACGGGAAGAAACAAGUUUUCAGCGAAGGAGGAGAUACUGGAAACCGCGAAGAUAAGAUCAACGAUCUCAUCGUCAAAAUGAAUUAG